Opisthocomus hoazin is the source of this 1212-nucleotide messenger RNA. The record is from RefSeq and is a predicted model, not a curated record. Lineage: Eukaryota; Metazoa; Chordata; Aves; Opisthocomiformes; Opisthocomidae.
AUGGUGGCAAAUAGCCCAGGAGGCAGAGAGGCUGUAGCGGUGGGGCGUUUUGAGCGGUGUUCUCCCCGGUGCCUCACUGACCACCUUCAUGCUAUGCUUGCAUGCCCCAGGGUCAGCAGCAGCCUGUCCAGCGAUGAGGUCCUCCUGGAAGACUUGGAGACAGAAGGACAGCGAUGCAAGUCGAAGCGGAGGUGCUUUGCCCCUGCAGCUUUUUACAAGCCGUUUGGGGAAGAGGCUGCAGGGGCUUUGACCCUGUCGCAGUUCCAGGCCCUGCAGGAAAGCAACAAAGAAACUGCCUCUCUCCGGGAACUGGGGCUCUCCGACUCGGAGAUCCUGCUCUGGCAAAACCGGGCUGUCUUCCAGGGCUCUGGACUGGGAGCAGCCCCGGAGGCCACGCAAGACCGACUCCAUGCCAUCCAGGAGAAGAUGGAAGAGCCACAGAGCAUACUUCGUCCGGCAGAGAUGGAGAUUGAAAAUGCCCUCUUUCAGGGAACAGACCGCCACUCCUUCCUCCGGGCACUCUACCACCAAGAUGAUACUCCGAAGAGGGUAACAGAUGAAAAGGAUCCCAUGGCUCAUCUGGAGAGUGUUUACCAAGAGCUGCUGAGCAAGAGGCCUGAAGAAUUCCAGCCUACCAAGAGUGACCCAUGCUUGUGCCUUUCCCUAGCCCCGCAGGGGCCUGUGGCUGAGUCAUCAUCGCUUCCAGACCAGGAAGAGCAGGCAGAACAGGCAACAAGUCCCAGCCUUUCUGCAGCAAGGCCCCACCAAUCCCCUCCAAGGCCUGUGAUUAUCAAAGAGCCUGUAGCAUUUGUCCCAGAAGAGGAGAUCUGCAAGAACCGUCUCUCAGAGGAAGAACUCCGGAGUAUACCCAGGUUUUCGUCUUACCGUCCUGGGGAGCCCAACAAAGUGCUGUAUUUGAAGAACCUGGGCCCUCGAGUGACGGUGAAGGACCUAGUGUCCUUGUUUGCUCGGUUCCAGAAGGAGGACAGCCCACCGAUCCAGUUCCGCCUCCUGAGCGGCCGGAUGAGGGGUCAGGCUUUCAUCACCUUCCCUGAUAUUCAGUCGGCCCAGGACGCCAUGCUGUUGGUGAACGGGUACAAUCUGCAGGGGAAGCCGCUGGUGAUUGAAUUUGGGAAAAGCAAGGGGCAUUCACCAGAGGCUGACGCUGCUAUCCCCUGCUCGUCUGCUGGAGAGACCCCCCCAGCCAAGUAA